Molecule: messenger RNA, 3115 nt
Organism: Brienomyrus brachyistius
Lineage: Eukaryota; Metazoa; Chordata; Actinopteri; Osteoglossiformes; Mormyridae
Gene: nthl1
Product: nth-like DNA glycosylase 1
Exons: 6
Coding region: 195-1367 (390 amino acids)
Biological process (GO): base-excision repair; nucleotide-excision repair; base-excision repair, AP site formation
Cellular component (GO): nucleus
Molecular function (GO): DNA binding; oxidized pyrimidine nucleobase lesion DNA N-glycosylase activity; DNA-(apurinic or apyrimidinic site) endonuclease activity
Source: RefSeq, a predicted model, not a curated record
GGGAUAUGGAGUCUUUGCGCGCGAGAACCGAACGGUCGCUUCGCACGGAGUUGUCCAUGUCCAAAGCGUUUGCAACUGGGGCUGUCUUAUGAACUUGUGAGUUUCAAGGGGAUAAACUUACGGGUGCAGCCGCCAGUACCUGUUUGCUCAGGUGAACGCGUCUUGCUGAAGUGCGUGCAGAGCACGCUUUGAAAAUGGCUUCUCCUUACUUUUUUCGCAAGAGAAUGACCGAAAUGAGCAGAAUGAAAGAGACUAAAAUUCAGAACUCCACCUCAUCAACAUUAAAAACUAGAUCGGCGAAAGUGCCUAAGUGCUCCGGACCUGCUGUGGAGGUAAAACAGGAACGUGAGGACCAGUGCAUCUCAGUACCUGAGCCAAACCGGCCGGGAUCCGGAACUGCCAGCAAUCCGGACCAGCGCAAAACAGCAGAUGGUGAGCCGCACUGGGAGAGACGCAGGCGGCCUGUGAAGGUGGAGUAUGAGGAGCCCAAGAGGGAGCCCAAGAGGGAGCCCAAGAGGGAGCCCAAGAGGGAGCCAUGGGAACCGGCAGACUGGAGGCGGCAACUGGAGAACAUAAGGCAAAUGCGGAGCGCCCGCAAUGCCCCCGUGGACAGCAUGGGGGCAGCACGCUGUGUCGACCCCCUGGCCCCUCCUGAGGUCAUGAGAUUCCAGGCACUCGUCUCCCUCAUGUUGUCCAGCCAGACCAAGGACCAGGUGACAGCCGCAGCCAUGGAGAGGCUGCGAAGACACGGCCUGACCGUGAAGGGCAUCCUGGAGACCGACGACGAGACGCUGGGGCAGCUCAUCUACCCCGUGGGCUUUUGGAGGACUAAGGUGAAGUACUUGAAGCGGACGGCAGCCGUCCUGCGGGAGGAAUACGGCGGCGACAUCCCCGGCAGCUUCGAGGGGCUGGUGCACCUCCCCGGCGUCGGGCCCAAGAUGGCCCACCUGGCAAUGGACAUCGCCUGGAAUCAGGUCUCUGGAAUCGGGGUAGACACACACGUACAUCGAAUUUCCAAUCGCCUCGGCUGGAUGAGGACCAAGACCAAAUCCCCAGAGGACACGCGGAAGGCACUGGAGGACUGGCUCCCAAGGCAGCUGUGGGGCGAGGUUAACUGGCUGCUAGUGGGCUUCAGACAGCAACUCUGCCUGCCGAGAAACCCGCUCUGCUCCCACUGCCUGAACCGGCACAGCUGUCCCUCUGCACACUGCAGCUCCCCAGACAGGAAGCCCCUGCCCCCCAUCCUCAAGCCUCCUGACCAGAGCAAGGUGAAAGUGGAGUCGCCCCCACCCACUGAUGGCAUAAAGCCGGAUGGGCCUGCCUCCCCCACGGGCUCCCCUGGGCUGCGACGGGGCGGUAUUUUGUGAGUGUGUGCCCUACAGUGGACUGGCAGCCCAAACAGUGUGUCUCCUGUCCUCCUUGUGUUUGUGGGUUAGACUCCAGACUAAGUGCAAACCUGUGCUGGGUCUCAGUGUGGAAGACAGAAGGAUGGACCUCAAAUAAUGGUGAAUCCAACCAUUCAUGCUGAAUCCAAUUAAACAUUCAAAUAUAGUUUAUCAUUAUUUAGAGAAAUACUUUAGCGUGAUGAGCAAAGAGACACAGGACACAGAGGUACAGGAGAGGCAAGGUUUAUUAUUUAUAUGCACUAUACAAAUAAAACCUACGUGAAAAUGUUUAAGGGCUCAGGAGAGGCCAUUUGAGGGUCACUUUGAGAAGGUGAGAGUCUUUGAGGAGGAGGCUGGUCGCUUUGUGGAGGAGAUGGGUUGCUUUGAGGAGGCGAGAGUCUGAGGAGGUGGGUCACUGGAGGCGAGUCGCUUUGAGGGGGAGACUGGUCGCUUUGUGGAGGAGGAGGGUCGCGUUGAGGAGGAGGCUGGUUGCUUUGAGUAGGAGGCGGUUCGCUUUGAGUAGGAGGCGGUUCGCUUUGUGGAGGAAGAGGAGGGUCGCUUUGAGGAGGAGGCGGUUCGCUUUGUGGAGGACGAGGGUCGCUUUGAGGAGGAGGCAGUUUGCUUUGAAGAGGAGGUGGUUCACUUUGAGGAGGAGGAGGGUCGCUUUGAAUGGGAGGCGGUUCACUUUGUGGAGGAGGAGGGUUGCUUUGAGGAGGAGACGGGUCACUUUGAGGAGGAGGCUGAUCGCUUUGUGGAGGAGGCAGUACAUUUCGCGGAAAUGUGGACAUUCUAUUGGCAUUAAGCAGAUUCAUCGCUCGCAUUGCUACGCCCUUAUUUGGGUGGUGCUUUUCUACUAAACUUCAACUGCACCACUGAGGCGCGCCAACUGAGACCGAGCAUGGGAGACGAUUACCCACAAUCCCACAGCGAGAAGAUUACCCACAAUCCUGCAUUCAGACGAAUACCCACAAUCCCACACCGUGAGAGAGAAGAACCAUAUGCUCAGUUGUGAUCAUGUGACACUCGGCAGACAAAGCGUAUAUAUAAUACUCGUAUUGUAAGACCACACUCGUUUAUCAAGUUAAAAUUUAUUUAAAAUUUUGCUCGUCUUGCAAAACACCACUUGCAAACCAAGUUACUCUCAAUCCAAGGCUUGACUGUUCUUAUUUCACUAUUUACAUACUGGAGUCUGGUGCCGUGGCCGUCGUUGGGUCACUGGCCUCCUCCAUCCCUCUCCAGGCCCUGUCUGCAGCUCUCUGGGGGCUGGGCUCUCCUCAGUCAGACUUAGUUGGCCUCACCAGUUCGGUGUCUGACUUAGUGCGAGUCGGAAUGGGUCUCCUCUGGUUGAAUCUCCUCAUGGGCCGCCGCCUCUGCUUCUCAGCAGGUCUCCCCAAAUCACUUUCAGAUCGGGUAUGUCUGUUGUCCACCAUACAUUUCACCCGCUGUAAGGUUUGGUGCUGGGUGCUUCUCCUGCCCAGCCUACUUCUUACUAUCCUCUGUCUGAAUAGUUCUCCAUCAACAUUCACCUCUGUUCCUGACCUUGCCCUGUCCUGUUGGCUGCUCACCUGCACGACAUUGUCUUCAGCGCGUGUGUCUGUGUGCAUGUGUGUGAACGCGUGUGUGUCUGUGUGCAUGUGUGUGUUUUGUGAGGACCAAAUAUUCCCCACAAUGUGAAAAAAGGCUUUUUUCAAUGAUAUAUUUUCUUCUAACAUUAAAGGAUUUUGUUACCA